UUUGUUUAAAAUAGGGACGCCAAACCCAACACGUUAAACUUUACGACAUGGAAAUAUAAAAAAGACGACAUUGGAUACAGGAAUAACACGACACUCGGACAAUUGACAAGGCUGGGGAAGGUUCCUUUUUAUCUUGGUCAUAGGUUUCUCACAGGAAUAUCACUCGAAGUUAACGGAUUGCGCGAGAGGGAAGUGUGUGAAAGCAAUGCCGAAAGGAAAAGGCGUUGGCCCGUACCAAGCUGACCCAAGGAAAGGUUCAUUCAGUGCGAAAUGUUUGAUUUGAAUAAAGUGAUCCACUUACUAUCUCAAGAAAGGAGAUGCUUAUCUCUUAAAUAUAAUGUCUCUGCAGGCGAUGGUGAUGUCCUACCGAGGAAACGUGUUAACCGUUCGCCUAAACUGCCUACCACCUCUAGCUCAAUGAGAUUUUCGGAUCAUGCAAUCAUUUGGUGCUAUCUGGUGAUUGAAAUAUAAAUGAGGCUUUAAAAACGCAUCACAAAUUGAAUUAAAAAGCAAUUUUUCGCGUGCAGAUUCGGCUUGAAGAAGCCACAAAAUUACCAAACCUCCAUCGGAAUGGAAUUAUGAAUUACCAUUUUAAAAAUGAGAUCAAAGGUCUAAUGGAUCCAUGCUGUGAAAAUUGAACGUAAAUCUCUCCUACAUGAAUAAUGUCAUCGAUACCUGCACUAAAUUGUUAAUCCAUCUUUUUGAUAAAACUACAUGUAUGUGACAGCCAUUUAAUGUCGAGAUUCGUUCCAAGCUUGACACAUGAACAGUUCUGAAAGGAAAUGUAUUUUCAUUCACUGAUGAAUUCUUUAUGCUGUGACAUUUGGUAUAACCGGCUUGGUUUGUUGAAUUAAGGCCGCAUAUCAUUCUGUGAUUCGAGUUUCUCGUAACAUGGGCCUGGUAUAACCAACUGAAAUCAAUUCACGUGAACUACCUCAGGAAUUUAGUGUUUUCAUUACAGUCACCAUGGGUCUUGAUGUAAAACUAUUCAAAGGAACCGUAGACGAGGAUCUCAUCUGCCCAGUCUGUAAUGGCGUCUUCGUCGAUCCGGUGACGCCAUCUUGUCAACAUAUCGUCUGCUCCGGGUGCGUGAGAACGAGGCUGAGACGCGGGAGGGACACGUGCAUCGUGUGCGAAGGAAAACUCGUCGAGAAGAAUGGAAAACCGCCGCAGAAUCUCAGCAUUAAACUUUUAACUCUUGAUAUGAACUGUGUAAACGGGUGUGGCAAGAUUGUCCAUCUCGGUGAACUGCCUGACCAUGUCAGUGACGAAUGCCCGAACGCCAUGUUGCUUUGCCCGAAUCGCCGCCGUGGCUGUCAAUCAAAAAUCAACAGGAAGGAUGUAAACAAACACAUGGAACACUGUCUGUACAGGUUUGUUCAUUGUGAAGCUUGUGGGUGUCGGACAAUGCAGUUUGAUUUGUUUACCCAUCAGAGAAAGAAGGGAUGCUUGGCGCUGAAACUUCGCCAGGACGUGAUGAGGAGCCGUAGGGCGUCGUCUGCGGCGAUUAAACUCCAUCGUCUGCAUCUGAAGGAUGUUGAUAUCGAGGCUCAUCAGGAGACAAGGCGGCUGGUAAAGGAGCGGACAUGUUCAGCCUCCUCCAGCCGCCUCUCGACGCCAAUGCGGCGGGGUUCUACAGGAAGAUGGUCCGAGACCACAUGUGGCACGCCCGACUCACUUGAUGGAGAGAUUAGCCCAAGCGGAUGCUCCUCGCCGAGAUCGCCGUCCGCCAUGUCAUGGAGACCGGUCACCCCCGUAGAUGACUCGACUUCAACUUGCAUGAGAUGCGACCGGGUGUUUAAACUUGCCAAAAACGGUGAUCGGGCUUGCCAGUGGCACCUCGGUGUAAGUUGGACGUUACAUAAUUCUGUCCGCAGGAGCUCACGAUUUCUUCUUCUGAUUGCCAAUACAUAAGACGAAAGUCACUAAAAACGCAUUUCAAACAAAGUUCCCGUGAGACGUGAACAACAUCCGUCCUGAGGAAGCCACUUUUGACAAUGGUAUAAAACUGACGACAAUCUCCUGGGAGACUGAAAGCAUUCGCAUGUACAGUAAGCAUGUAGAAAAUGUUCCGAGAUAGACGAAUUUGAAUCCAUGUUACAUGUAUAAUUGGUCUUUCCUUUUCAUGUGACUGGCCCACUUGACCUUGACUGCAUCUAACAGCCGGUGAGUUUGUCUAUCAAAAUAUAGUUUAAGUUUUGAACAGAUUUUGAAAUCAGUUGAACCUUUGAACUGAAAUCAGAUCAAAAGUAAAACAAGGGUGAGCUAGAGGUUGCGGAUCGUCCCGACUUCUACGCCCACCGAGAUCAACUGGGAGUGGGUGUCGGGAUGACGAAGGCAGAACGGAAGACGGGAUUCCAUGCUAUUACGCAUCGGCAUGGAACAACAACUCCAAAAUGGCCGCUGCUUUCAAGAUGGCCACCUGAUAGGCCCAUUGGUACGAGUACUUCGUCCUUGUAUUCCUUAUUCCCUAUUCUCUUUUUCAUCUCACUUGAUUUCGUCGCGGAAACACUAAAUAGAUCGUAAGUAACCAUUUUAUUGUUACAAGUAUGAUCUUUAGUCAAGGCUGGGGCGUAUGAUUUUAAAAUUAAAAAACACCCUCACCCAAUCAGAAUAACGAUGCAUUUCCUUCAAAACACUAUGACACCAUGUCCUAAGUUAUUGACCGGCAUAUCAUUAGUUAUAUAGCCAAGACAAAUGUAUCAAUGUGCCCCUUGAAAGCCUUCGUUCACCACGUUCACCGUCUAAACUGCUGGUUGACUAAUGUCAUUUGUAUCUCUUUUUCAACUCUAAUUGGAAACGAAGGCGGAAAUAUUCGUAAGUAUAUUUAACAAUUUCAUUAAAAUGUGGCAGUUUUUAUCAAAUAACGAAAUAAACUACACCCAUUUGCCUCAGAUGGAAAAGCCGUGAUAAAUCAACAUGUGGUGCAACAUUCUACCAAUUUUCAAGAAACGAUCAAGGCUGCUCCAUUGCUUUUACAGAUUUGUAACUCUCUGCUCUGCAGUAUCACCUUGCGAACACAUAUUAAAGGAUAUUCUCAGCUGAGAUAGUGGAGUUACUUUCGUCAUUGUGACAUUUGUUUUCUUGUAGCGGUACUUAUAUCAAUAUCUCCUCUCUAUUUUCAUACAUCGUUGACAUUUCCACGGAUACUUACAUACAGGGUGUAAGUACUUUUCGCAUCAUGAUUGAUAUCACAAGAGUAGAGUUAACUAUCUGCUGUAUGUGUGGGUUUAAAUAAACAAAUGCAACGAUUCCAGUCUAUUCAGACGUUUCGUAUAAUUGGUACUUUUUCAAUGAAUGCUGUAUGGCCACCGAUCAUUAUUUGAAUAAGUGUUGCCAUCUCGAAAAAGAAAUUCAUAUUCGGCUUACUGAAGUCCGUUUCUUUGACGAGGUUAACUUGUAUCAGUUUGACGGACUGCUCAGCUAAUUGUUGGCAACAUGUCCCACCCGUUUGAUGGUGGUAGGAGUGGGCACUAAGAUAAUGCUAUUCAGUGAAAGAAGGGCGGAUAUUCCUUCGGUACAAAGACUAAUUCCUCCUCUUUUUCCUUUCAUGUUUACCUUUCGUUCAUCAACAACAUGAACACAAACAGGGGACGUGUUCAACGUGCGGACGACAAGACCACCAAAACGGAUGUGCAUACGGACACCAUAUCGUCGGACAUUGAGACUCCACCGGUGAAGCCAUCAAGCUGUUCAAAAUCAUUGUAAAACCAAGGUCCGAGACAACAUGUUUAUAUAGUUAUGUUAAAUAAGAACCUCAUAUCCCAGUGUUUUACCAUAGUGAUUCCAUGUAUUACCAACCUGAACUUUUGAAACGCACAGAUCUCCUUGUUAUAGUGAAUUAGUGGUCGUGAUUUACCAUGCUGACGUUAGGCCUCUCUUGGUCGGAAUGGUGAAUCCUAGAUGCAUAGAGUAUAUAUAACUUACCGCUUUGUAACCAGUUCAUACCCUUUAUAAAAUUUCAAGGUUGCCGUGAAUGUAAAGGUCCAUAUUCAAAGCAAUAAAACUGUGAUAUAUGUAUGACCCAGUUGACUUUAAUUCCAAGGUACUGUUAUUAAACAGAUAGAUGUAAUUGGUCUA
This is a messenger RNA of Lineus longissimus, 4080 nucleotides long. RefSeq names its product E3 ubiquitin-protein ligase PDZRN3-like. The transcript is spliced from 5 exons. The record is from RefSeq and is a predicted model, not a curated record. Gene Ontology annotation, molecular function: zinc ion binding. The coding region runs from base 967 to 1914 and encodes 315 amino acids. NCBI's taxonomy places the organism in Eukaryota, Metazoa, Nemertea, Pilidiophora, Heteronemertea, Lineidae.